Molecule: messenger RNA, 504 nt
Organism: Schizosaccharomyces osmophilus
Lineage: Eukaryota; Fungi; Ascomycota; Schizosaccharomycetes; Schizosaccharomycetales; Schizosaccharomycetaceae
Gene: hva22
Product: ER membrane organization protein, HVA22/TB2/DP1 family protein
Exons: 3
Coding region: 1-504 (167 amino acids)
Source: RefSeq, a predicted model, not a curated record
AUGGAGAUUCUGAGCACAGUAAUUGGAGCAGGAUAUCCGAUAUAUAGAAGCUAUUUGUUGCUUGAGGUACCCGCAAAAGCUAAUCAAUUGAUCCCAAAAGCUUUUCAGAUUCGUAAUAAUGAACCAAAAACUGUUGAUGAAGAGCGUCGUCGAUUGAUGGCUUACUGGUGCGUUUAUGGAUGUGUCACUUCAAUUGAAGGAUUGGUUGGCAGCUAUAUACGUUGGGUUCCUUUUUACAGCACUGCCAAGGUUGUCCUGUGGAUUUGGUUAUUACACCCCAAGACGCGCGGUUCAGAAUAUGUGUAUCAAACGUACAUUUCGACCUUCCUUCGAGAGCACAAGGAUACAAUCCAGGGCUUUCUUGAAAAGUUAGUUCAACUAAGUAACUCUGAACAACUUCUGAUUAAUUCUUGGGGAUUUUUACGGUCCAUGAUUGAUUAUUUCCCCAAGGGAGAUACUGCGGCUCCGGGUUCUAAGAACGAUGCUCCCAAGAAAUCUUCCUAA